Aspergillus ruber CBS 135680 is the source of this 1110-nucleotide messenger RNA. Its product is annotated as putative alcohol dehydrogenase. Gene Ontology annotation, molecular function: oxidoreductase activity. The transcript has 2 exons. The record is from RefSeq and is a predicted model, not a curated record. Bases 1 to 1110 code for a protein of 369 amino acids. Lineage: Eukaryota; Fungi; Ascomycota; Eurotiomycetes; Eurotiales; Aspergillaceae.
AUGUCCAGAGCAAUCUUCCUCUCGACUAUUGAUGGCAAGCCUGGCAAGCCGGGCCAAGUAUACUACCCCCUCUCCCUCCAAAACCUCCCCAAACCAACCCCGCAGGGUCGGGAGGUCCUUGUGAAGAUGACCGCCGCAUCGCUAAACCAUCGCGACGUCUUCCUCCGCCAACAUCUCUACCCAGGUAUCACCUUCGACGUCCCCUUGGGCGCAGAUGGUGUGGGAUCCGUGGUCGCGACAGGCCCCGAGGUCUCGAACCCCAGCCAGUGGCAAGGAAAGCGGGUCAUUUUGAACCCGGGGACGGGAUGGAAGGAUUCCCCUGACGGCCCUGAGGAUCCGCAGGGAUAUAAGAUUCUAGGAGGGACCAAGUCCUAUCGCAACGGGACGAUGCAGGAUUAUGUUGUUAUUGAGGAGUCGGAGCUUGAAGAAGCGCCGGAGCAUUUGUCAGAUGCGGAGGCGGCUGCGCUGCCAUUGACGGGUUUGACUGGAUGGAGAGCGCUCGUGAACAAGGCUGGGGAGAGGAACUCGGGUAAGGGUGCUGCGCUGUUGAUCACUGGAAUUGGUGGUGGUGUGGCAUUGAUGGUGCUCCGUUUUGCCGUGGCCCGUGGUGCCGAUGUUUAUGUGACAAGCUCGAGCGAGGAGAAGAUUCAGAAGGCUGUUGAACUGGGAGCCAAAGCAGGUGUGAGCUAUAAGGAAGAGGCAUGGGAGAAGAAACUUUUGGGUAUGCUUCCUGCUGGCAAGUCUUCUUUCGAUGCCAUUAUCGACGGCGCUGGAGGUGAUGCUGUCGAGAAGGGUGCGAAGCUGCUCAAGGCCGGUGGUGUCAUCUCCAUCUACGGAAUGACAGUCUCUCCCAAGAUGCCGUUCUUGAUGCAAGCCGUCUUGAAGAACAUCGACGUCCGUGGCUCGACGAUGGGCUCUCGUAAAGAGUUUACGGAGAUGGUUGAGUUUGUCAAAGCAAACAAGAUCUAUCCCGUAGUUUCUCGUGUGCAGCAAAGUGAGCUGGAUGAUAUCGCAGCUCUUGAAUCGUUGUUCGAGGAUAUGAAACAGGGCAAGCAAUUUGGAAAGUUGGUGGUUGUGUUUGGAAAGUCUGGUUCUGACAGUAAGCUGUAA